Orbilia oligospora ATCC 24927 is the source of this 438-nucleotide messenger RNA. RefSeq lists its product as uncharacterized. Bases 1 to 438 code for a protein of 145 amino acids. Gene Ontology annotation, molecular function: calcium ion binding. Lineage: Eukaryota; Fungi; Ascomycota; Orbiliomycetes; Orbiliales; Orbiliaceae. The record is from RefSeq and is a predicted model, not a curated record. The transcript has 5 exons. Gene Ontology annotation, cellular component: myosin II complex. Gene Ontology annotation, biological process: mitotic actomyosin contractile ring assembly.
AUGGUAGACUAUACUCCAGCCGCAAACACAAACUACAAGGAAGCAUUUGCUCUCUUCGACAAAAAGGGAACCGGCCGUGUCCCAACAUCAUCUCUCGGCGAUCUCCUACGAGCAUGUGGUCAAAACCCUACAAUGGCAGAAGUCGACGAAGUCGCUCAAGGUGUCAAGGGUGAAUUUGAUUUUGAGACUUUCUUAAAAAUCUUGAACCGUCCGGGAGGUUUCCGUGAUCCUGGCCCGCCAGAGGAAUAUAUUCGGGGUUUCCAGGUGUUCGAUAAGGAUUCUACCGGAGUCAUUGGUGUUGGGGAACUCAAAUACGUUUUAACCACACUCGGGGAGAAAUUGACAGAUGCUGAAGUAUCGGAGCUGUUGAAGGGAAUGGAAAUCACGGGUCCGACUGUUAACUAUAUUGAUUUUGUCAAAAUGAUUCUCGCAAAUUAA